CAAGCUCGAAGCUCACCAAGUCCCGACGCCAAGCUAAGCGAAGCCCAGCUCCGCCCACGAUGAACCUGUUCCGCCUGGUGGGCGACAUGGCGCACCUGGCCAGCUUCCUGGUGCUGCUGCUCAAGCUGCUGGCCUCCCGCUCCGCGAACGGCAUCUCCCUCAAGACGCAGGAGCUGUUCUUCCUGGUGUUCGUGACCCGCUACGUGGACCUGUUCUUCCACUUCGUGAGCGUGUACAACACCAUCAUGAAGCUGCUCUUCCUGCUCUUCUCGGGCGCCAUCGUGUACGUCAUCCGCUUCAAGGAGCCCUUCCGCAGCACGUACGACAAGUCGCACGACGCCUUCCUGCACCUCAAGUUUGCCGUGCUGCCCUGCGCGCUGCUGGCGCUCGUGUUCAACGAGCAGUUCGAGGUCUUUGAGAUCCUCUGGACCUUCUCCAUCUACCUCGAGGCCGUGGCCAUCAUCCCGCAGCUCAUCCUGCUGCAGCGCCACGGAGAGGUCGAGAACCUCACGAGCAACUACGUCGUGCUGCUCGGAGCCUACCGCGGCUGCUACGUGCUCAACUGGAUCUACCGCGCGGCCACCGAGACGUCCUACCACUUCAUUUGGCUCAUGUUCAUCGCCGGCAUGGUGCAGACGGCGCUCUACGUCGACUUCUUCUACUACUACGCGAUCAGCAAAUACCACGGCAAGAAGAUGACGCUGCCCUCUUAA
Molecule: messenger RNA, 713 nt
Organism: Phytophthora sojae
Lineage: Eukaryota; Oomycota; Peronosporomycetes; Peronosporales; Peronosporaceae
Exons: 3
Coding region: 60-713 (217 amino acids)
Biological process (GO): endoplasmic reticulum to Golgi vesicle-mediated transport; protein retention in ER lumen
Cellular component (GO): membrane; cis-Golgi network; endoplasmic reticulum
Molecular function (GO): ER lumen protein retrieval receptor activity
Source: RefSeq, a predicted model, not a curated record